Macrosiphum euphorbiae (potato aphid) is the source of this 3393-nucleotide messenger RNA. Lineage: Eukaryota; Metazoa; Arthropoda; Insecta; Hemiptera; Aphididae. The record is from the annotation of a GenBank genome assembly.
AUGGUUGGAAGAAAACCUGCAAUAGAGCCUCGUGAAGUUGUUGCGGCUGUAAUGCAAUUUAAAGAGAGGGUAGUGAUGAAUGACGAUGAUGAUAACAGAAGUAUAGUUGUUGCAACUAAUCCUGUAUGGUACGAGAUUAGCUGCUACUUAAAUGGGCGUAUGAAUGGUGCGGCAUUACAUACAUUUGUGUAUCGUAAUGCUCAUGGUAUUAAAGACAGUUUAGGUUUUAUUUCUGGUCAGAACAAAAAGAACAGCUUAAUGACAGAAGAAAAUAGUUCGCACGAUGAUGAUGAUUCUAGUGAGGGUAAUAGUGAUACAUCAAUAACACUACCAUCAAAAAAAAUUGUUCUCACGUUCUCACCUGAAGAAUGGAAAAGUGUAGAGCCGGAAGAAGUCCGUUACAAAAAUAAUGAUAAACGCUCUACACAAAGUUCCAGAGUAUACCAUGUAUUGCCAAAAAAUACAUGGACCCCAUUAUUGGCUGAGCAUUUUUGGGAGCACACUCAGUUACCUUGUUGUCUAUCUUUUCGUAGAGCAAGAGUACAUCCAUAUGGUAAUUUUUACAUAAAAAUUGUCGGAAAAUGUACUGUAUGUGACUCCUAUUUCGAAGGAAUUGUGCACGAAAGACCUCCAACAACUGCAAGAGUUCUUAUGGAAUGUUCUUACACAGGUAAUUUUGACGAAGUGCAUAAGGCAAAGAAACGUCGCAUGAUUGGACCUGCACAAUCAAAAGCUAUUACAGCUAUGAUUAAUGACGGUCGUUCAAGCGAGUCAUUUCGAGAGACAGAAGCAGCACGGUUAAUGAAAAUAGGAGGAAACAAUCCAUCAAUUAUUCCUACGGGAAAUGCUUUACGUUUACUCAAAUCCCGUAAAAUUGCUUCUGAAAAAAGAAAUAAAGAUGCUCUUACUGCUAUUGCUCUUAUGAAAAAAGAAAACGAAUAUAAAGAUAUUAUCCGAAAUGUGGGAUGUGACCCAUUUUUUAUUUAUUAUUACAAUAAAGAGCAAAUCCAUAUGUAUCGAGAAUAUUCUAAAUCUGUUACACAUCCACAGAUAAUAAUAGAUGCAACUGGAUCAGUUGUUAAGAAUUUCAUGAAAUUUGGACUUGAAAAAACAAAGACCCUAUUCUUAUACGAGGCGGUAGUGUAUGACAAAGCAAAGAAUCAUAGUUUCACAGUCACUAACAUGAUAAGUGAGAGUCACAACACUAUUUCAAUAUCAAAUUGGUUGGCCAACUGGAUGGCUAGUAAUGUUCCCCAGCCUAUGCAGACUGUUUGCGAUCAGUCUUUGGCUUUACUUUCUGCAAUUGUGAAAACGUUUACUCAGUAUUCUUCUUUAAAAAUCUAUAUCGAAGUUUGUGCCGAUAUCAUCACUAAUAGAUUACCUAGAGAUUCUCGCUGGCUACCUCAAUGCUAUGUUAGAUUAGAUAUAGCUCAUUUUAUGAAGCUCGCGUGUCAAUGGCCCUCACUUAAAUCUUUGAACAGGAAAGUACGAGAAAUAAUUCUCAGAACAAUUGGUCGUUUAGUGAAAUGUCAGGAUCUCCAAGAAGUUUAUUCAUUAUUGUUAUCAGUUUUUAUAUCAAUAACUAAUGAAUCAAAUGGCUUAGUAAAAAAUACUGCAGUUGAAACUUCUUGUGAAAGGCAUAACAGAAGACUAAUGGAAAUUGUCUCUACCGGAAUUAUCGAAUUAGAUGAACAACUUGAUGAACUAAUAGAUUAUUCUGGAACUGGAUCCGAUACCCAUGAUAUGUUAGAAGAACAAUUUUGUCAUUUUGAAGGUCUUGAAGAACAUAAUCCUUUUCAAAAAUGGGCUGAAAAAGUGUUUAUUGAAAGUGAGCAACACAAACAAGAAGGAACAGGUAUAAAUCCUCUAUAUGCUCCCGAAAUUGUUCCACAUUUAAUUAAAAUGAUGAAAUUACUACCACUGUGGUCAGGAAUAAUGAUACCCAUUUUUGGUUUUGGAGAUGUUAUUUGUAGUUCUGCAGCAGUUGAGUCCAGUUUCAACAAAUUAAAAAAUAUAACAUUUAAGCAUAUAUCACUACCAACGGAUAUAGAAUCCUUUCUGGAAAUCCAUUUGCUUUCACUGCGUGGAUCAUCACUAUUAAAAUCUGCAGAAGUAUUUGCAACUGAUAUUAGAAAUGAUGCUGAAACAGAAAAUCCCGUUAUUCAAAAUAAAAAUUAUAAUUUAAACAUGUCAAACUGUCCUUUAUGUAAAUCCGGAUCCUUUCCUUCUAAGAAUGGAGCACAUAAAUGUUCAGUAUGCAAAAUACCAGUCCAUGCACUAUCAGAGUGUUCAGCACAUCUUCCAAAUGAAGAUGAUAUUCGUUUAUGCUAUAGCUGUUUGGAAAUAAACGAAAAGUCCAAAGAAAACAAUGCAACAGAUAACUGGUGUCGACGAUCUAAAAAACAACUGAAGAGUGCAUCUUAUAUCAUUCCUAAUCCCCACUUACGCCAUGUUAACAUUGGUAACUCUCGAAACUUACGUAAUUUACCUUUGCUCAAAAAUGGAUCACGUGCUGAUGAACUUAAGGCAUGUGUACUUAAAAGUCAAAAUACAAACGUAAUUUUGAGUAACACGUGUGCCUUUGACUCAAUUGCAUCAAUGAUUAUGGUUUCAUUCUGUGACAGUCAAAAUUAUUCAAGUGGUCUUUUGAAAAAUAAAACGAAAUUUGUUGAGUUCAUUUCUGAAUUGGUGAAAAAUGGCAUAACUUCACAUACAUAUUCCGAACGAGCAGAAUUAAUAAUCACAUCGCUUAAUCCGAACCGAGAAACAAUGGAAUAUAAUACGACAUUAUUAAUCUGUGAUACUACACCAAAAUCCGUAUUUAAAUAUAUGUUAAGUGAAUUCCCUUCCUUGAAAGAAACAAGCAAAUGCUCAAAUGAAAAAUGUGAGAAAUAUCAAGAGAAGUGUCAAGAUCGUUGUUUUGUUACAUUUACUACUACGAGUGGACAAGUUGAUGAUCUUCAAGAACUUGUAAGUAAUGGAAUGAAGACUGAAGAGUUUAUAUGUAACCACCAAAUUAAUGAGCCAGAAAAUAUACCAUGCGCUUUCUUGCGAAAAACCAGUUGUGAAGUAUCACCACUUCAUGUGUUAAUUGAAAUUUUAUAUUGGAAAGGUGAAAAUAUGCAGCAAAGUAGUGAGGCAGCACCUCACAUAAAAGUAAAACUAUGUGAUAUCCCUGAAGUCAUAAUUCUUAACGGUAUAUCUUAUGACCUAAGGGGAGUACUAAAUUACAGACCAGGAAAAAGUUUCCUUAGAAGCUCUAUUGGACAUUAUACAACAUAUGCCAGAAGAAGUGGAGGUAAUUGGGAACUUUACGACGAUUUAAAGAAAAAACCUAUGCCAAUAUCCCAAAAUACAACAGCAUCAUGCGAACUUCUAUUUUAUAGUGUAUAA